This is a messenger RNA of Cladophialophora psammophila CBS 110553, 804 nucleotides long. RefSeq lists its product as uncharacterized. The record is from RefSeq and is a predicted model, not a curated record. The transcript has a single exon. The coding region runs from base 1 to 804 and encodes 267 amino acids. NCBI's taxonomy places the organism in Eukaryota, Fungi, Ascomycota, Eurotiomycetes, Chaetothyriales, Herpotrichiellaceae.
AUGGCGCAGGUAGCAGAAAGUGGCUCAGAACACCCGAAUAGCCCAAGCGCGAACCAGGAGACUGUCCUUCAGGGGAUCGAAGGCGGUGAUGCUGAGAUUUCCCAGGUCAAACCAGUGCAUUUCGGUUGCUUCAACGACCGGAUCCAGACAGAAGUGCAAAACCUCCAAACUGGGUUGUCUACCCUUGAUGGCGCGAUUAGUGAGUUGACCAGGCAAUUCAGGAAGUAUAGAAAGAUAGUUAGUGCUGUUGGUGAUCGCUACGGCGAUGAUGAGGCCUUGAUGAAACAGAUCCAUGAUCUCGAGAUUGGGAAUAAGGCAAUAUGGAAGCAAGCUCAGGGUGAUCGGGACUCACACCGACAGGAGAUAACUGAGUUGAAGGAGCAGCAUGGAAGGGAAAUUCUUGACCUUCAAGUGAAGGCGGAGGCCGGUGACCAGAAGAAAGUAAAAUACGAGCAGAAAAUUCAAGAGAUAUCCGAGAAGCAUACCCACGCCCAAGAGAAACGAGACCAGGAGCUGAAGCAGAGAAUACAGGAUUUGGAUCAAGAAUAUCUACUGAAGAAGAAGAAGCUGGAAAAGGACAACGCGCAAACGAUUGCCAACCUAGCAAAAGGCCGGAAGGACUUGGAGGAGACGAAUGUUCUCCUCUUAAAGGAUCUGCAGGAUCGGACAUCCGAACUAGAUCAGGAGAAGAGGCUACGGAUCAUGGUACAAGAGAAGAUGGAAAAUGACUUGACGGCGCGGCAGGGAGAGAUUACUAGCAUCAAGAAACAGUAUCAACUGGAGCAGCGGCCUCUGAAAUUCUAG